AUGAAUACCACUGGCAGUGAAGUUGGAGAAUCAUUUCACUUCGUUAACAUAACACACCAGAAUGGUGUUAAGUUCAGAGUUCGAUUGAGGAUAAAUGACAUUGAUAAAGCAAACGCAGAUCCUGUUUUUCUUGAAGAGUUGGCAGAGAGGUACUACAAACUAUAUCAAAAAAAUCUUAUAACACCUAUUUUUGUACCUGAACCUGAACCUAAUAUAGAAUACGAUAUGGACACAGUUGAAGAUAUUGAAAACUUUGACCCAGUGUCAUCUGAAAAUUUACAUGACACAUUCAAUGAGAUUGAUGAAUAUUCCGUUGCAGUGUCAUCUGAAAAUUUACAUGACACAUUCAAUGAGAUUGAUGAAUAUUCCAUUGAAUUAUCAGCUGAAGACCAAGCAGCAAGUCCUAUUGUGGAGCAAAGGUAUAUAUGGUCACGAGAUGCUGUGUUGUUGUUACUGGAUGAAUUACUGAAGAGGAAAGACAACCUUCAACAACCUCAUAAAAAAAGAAUUUUAUUUGGUGAAAUAGCAGGUGUGUUGAAAAAAAACAAAUAUAAAGUCACUUGGGAGAGCUGCGAACGAAAGUGGAGGGGCCUCCAAACAAUGUACAAGAAGAAAAAAUCUAUUGAAAAUAAGUCUGGACGUGGUGCAGUGCAGUGGGAUUAUUUCGAAAAAGUUGAGGAAAUUAUUGCAUUUGACCCAGCUUAUAACCCCAUGAUCACUGCAGCUGUUGGUGCAGAAACAGUAGAUACUGCUAGAACAGUUAAAAAAAAAAGUCAAACGUCUACUAAAGAUUGGUUGGAGAAAUCAUUCAAGGAAACAAACAAUAACAUCCGAGAAUUGAAGGAAACAUUCAAUGAUUUCAAGCAGGUACAGGUUCAGAGGAACUCAAUAUUGGAUCGUGUAGCUACUGCACUGGAAAAAUUGACAGAUUGAGACAUUUGAGAUUUUAUUGCUUGCUAUUAGUAUUCUAAAAUAAUUUAGUAAUUUUUUACCUGAGAUAUCUAUUGUACCUGA
This is a messenger RNA of Phaedon cochleariae (mustard beetle), 1014 nucleotides long. The record is from the annotation of a GenBank genome assembly. Lineage: Eukaryota; Metazoa; Arthropoda; Insecta; Coleoptera; Chrysomelidae.